Molecule: messenger RNA, 343 nt
Organism: Brachypodium distachyon (stiff brome)
Lineage: Eukaryota; Viridiplantae; Streptophyta; Magnoliopsida; Poales; Poaceae
Exons: 2
Coding region: 14-340 (108 amino acids)
Biological process (GO): transposition
Source: RefSeq, a predicted model, not a curated record
CCACUUCCCUGGCAUGGUUCUUCUUGAAGGAAAGGAGGAGCCAGAGGUAGCCCGGACAUGGGCACACUACGUGGCCCAACCGGACUUUCAAGAUAGAGAGAAUGUGGUGUAUGCGAACAAAGCCGAGCGGGUGAAGGGCGAAUUUUGGCGGUUCUUCAAGCUGGCGGAAGGCAUUGAUGAUGCAACAAUUGCACGGCACCUCGAGGCAAGUGUGAAGAAGGCAUUGUCCGAGAUGUUCUAUCACGCGCGUGUCUACGCCGUGAGGAAGUACUAUGCCAAAGUGAAGAAAGAGAAAUUGGACAAGGCACAAUGUAUCGUGACGCAUCUCGAGCACGAAUAGUAC